UACCUGCGCGUCUCGCAAUUCCACCACCACAUUCUCACUACUCCAGCGAGCCGCCAUCUUCCUCUACGGCAACAACAUCAACAAGACGUCACACGACGCCCUGUCUCUCAAAUCACGUACAGCGAGAGAACUACUUCCGGUCUUCUGAUUGGUUGUGGUGAUGACGCCGACGUCGCUAUCCAAGAUGGCGGCUUCCAUGGUGGAACAUGUUGUCGUAGACGCAGGAGGAUUUUUGAAGAAAGCACUUCUUCAGGACAUCGGGAAGAAUAUCUACACGCUGAAGGAUGUAGUCGAGGAAAUUAGGGACAAGCCAACCCGGAGGAGCCUGUCAUUCCUACCAUAUCAACUCAACUUCAGAGAGCCGCACCCAGAGGACAUCAGAUUAGUGACUGAGUUCUCCAAGAAGACGGGAGACUACCCCAGCCUUUCUGCCACAGACAUCAAGGUGUUGGCUCUGACAUACCAGUUGGAGAGGGAAAACGUCGGGACGGACCACCUGAAGAAAGAACCUGAGGUCAAGGUAAGACGGGGAACAAUGAGACCUGAGGUCAAGGUAAGACGGGGAACAAUGAGACCUGAGGUCAAGGUAAGACAGGGAACAAUGAGAUCUGAGGUCAAAUGGACAGGGAACAAUGAUAUUCUUUCAAGAGAUCGGAGAGUACAGGCUUCCAGUUCUGGAGGAAUCCUCUGCCCUGGUUACACCAAUCUGCUGGAACUAGUGAACAUUGAGGACCUGUCAAUAUCAGACAGUGGAGCAGCAGACACUGUCCACACAGAACCUGAGACCGGGUCAGAGGAACACAAACACUCAAAGAAUCAUUCAGAGGAGCACGGCAGUGGAUCGGAGGAGGAAGAGGAGGAGGAAGAGGAGGAUGGCGGCGGUUGGAUCACCCCUAGCAACAUUAAACAGGUCCAGAUGGAGACGGGGAUCUGGGCGUCGCCUGUGGACGUUAAAGUGGCGUGUCUCACCACCGACUUCGCUAUGCAGAACGUCCUGAUUCAGAUCGGGCUCCAUGUCCUCUCUGUGAAUGGGAUGCUGAUCAAACAGGCCAGGAAUCACAUCCUGCGAUGCCACGCCUGUUUUAAGACCACCACCAACAUGAAUAAGGUUUUCUGUCCACACUGUGGCAACAGAACGCUGAAGAAGAUAGCAGUGACUGUCAGCGAGGACGGAAACAUCCAGAUGCAUUUCUCAAAGAACCCCAAAGUGCUCAACCCCAAAGGGAAGAGGUACUCCCUGCCCCUGCCACAAGGGGGCAAACAUGGCAGCAACCCCCACCUGGUGGAGGACCAGCGUUUCCCCCAGCAGCGCGUGUCCCAUAAGGCCCGCCAGAAGACGGACGUCUUAAACCCAGACUACCUGGCCGGGGGCGGCUCACCUUUCUCUGAUCACGACAUCUACAGCCGCUCUGCCAACCUGCACAUCACAGACGGCGGAGGGGGAGGGGGUCGGAGGCGGGCCAACCCCAACGCUGCCCGCAAGAAGAAAUGUUGAUGAAUCGGAAGCCAUUUUCUUCAAUCUUCAUUUUCUACACGCCAAGUUCCACUAAAGAGAAAUCCCAGAAACUGAACUGUGAAGAUAGCUGGAUUUAAUACUGAUGUUUUGUAUAAAAUUAACAUUUUUUUUUUUUUAAAGGUAAACUUAAUGAAUUCGGGUUCAAAAUAAUGUCAUACAGUAACUAAACUACCAAGUUUGUAAAAGCCUGACGGUAUAUUUGCACUUUCAAGGCUUGUGUCUGUAACCUGCUCUGACAUUUGAUUGGUCUAAUUAAAAACACAGUUCAAGACG
Molecule: messenger RNA, 1789 nt
Organism: Oncorhynchus keta (chum salmon)
Lineage: Eukaryota; Metazoa; Chordata; Actinopteri; Salmoniformes; Salmonidae
Product: RNA-binding protein NOB1-like
Exons: 8
Coding region: 161-1495 (444 amino acids)
Biological process (GO): ribosomal small subunit biogenesis; maturation of SSU-rRNA
Cellular component (GO): preribosome, small subunit precursor
Molecular function (GO): RNA endonuclease activity
Source: RefSeq, a predicted model, not a curated record